AUGUUGAUCCAGCGCGACUACCUGACCGCCGUACCAUCCGAAAUAUGGCUCAACUGCUGGAGCCUCUGCACCACGCCAGAACUCAUGCGCCUCUGCCUUACUUGCCGUGCUUUCGCAGUCAUUUGCCAACCCUUGCGUUUUCGGCGGAUGCAUCGACACCCUCCUACGGAUGAGGCGCUUAGGAAUAAUGGGAGCUCAUUGGAGAAGCUCGCGGAAGACGUGGAGCGUAGACUGUCGCUAUUCGAAGGGUUUGUGGCCAGCCCGUAUGUAUCGGCAGUUCGGUCGUGGCAUUUCAGCCGGGUGCGGAUAGCUAAAUCAGAGGACUUGCUCGACUCCGUCAAACUUACCUUUGCCUGGUUGAACUUCUUGGACGUUUUUCUGGGCUCGUUGGGCGCGUUCAGUCGGACGACCAAACUCACUUUACUCGCAUUCGACUUUGAUGAAAUCGUCUGGGACGCCUUGCAAGCUCUUGCGAGCCUUGAAGACCUGACAUUCUCGUCGUCUCACGUGGAGGAGAAUCCCGGACCUCCGUUGAAGCUCAAGCAUUUGCGUGUGGUGUUGGUUUGGCCGCGGAACGGAGGAGAAACCUGUGAAGCUGACCAAUUGCGGAUCGCUGCCCCAGAAACGCUGGUGGAAUUGGAGACGCCUUAUUCCCAUCAUGUCUACCCGCUUCUCCUGGCCUUCGUUGUCGACUCUACUCCCCUCCUCCAGCUCACCAGGCUGCAACUCGACCUCAUCUACAAUAUAUUGCCCAUUUUGUCGUCCUUCCUCGCCCUAUGCCCGAACCUCGCCUCGCUGGAACUCGUCUUCACUGGUGAAGCUCCCCAGAUCAUUCACUAUCCGGACACCUUUCCCAAGUCUACCAUUCCGAGUUUGCGCUCGCUCAUAGCCCCGCUCCCGUUGGUCAAUGCUAUUGUCCCUGAUCGUCCCAUCCGCGAUUUGGUCGUUGAUCCGUAUCCGGGAAUCGAAGGGUGGGACGAGGUUAGGCAGGUGCUGGACAACAUCAAGUCUGGCUCAAUCGAAAACCUCACGCUUCACCACCACAUUCCUCCGCAAGAGACAGAAAACGUGCUUACGGAGAUAGGUCAACGUUUUCCGGGGCUUCAGUCGUUGUCCAUUCACAUCGAGGAGCCGGAGUCAUAUAUGUUGGUCGUAGAUCUCACGGAGGAUGAGGAUGAAGAUUGUGUUUCUGCAGAGAAACAAAAGCAAGUUACCACCCGGGCCGAAGCGAAAUUGCCAGCCACAGAACUGCCAGGUCAUCGAUACGAUUCCCGCGGUCUAGAACAACCUCCGCCCACACUCACAUCUGCUUUGCUCGAUCUGCCGCUCCCGUCUGCUCAGACAGAACUUGCUCUGCGUCAUUUGCUGUCGCCCAGAUUGGAGCUACCGGUGGGGUUGAAGACGUUCAAAGUGUCUUUUGGUCAUGAAAUCGCGCUCUCCGAGUCGGUCCAGCAUCUUGUGCUCCUCCGGCUCGAGAGGGCGCUCCCAACAUUGCAGACGCUCACGCUUUGUCGUCAGAGCUGGGUCCGCGACCACCACUUGUGGACGACGCGGCCCGGGAUGAAGAGGGUCAAGAUUGUGUCCCGGGCAUGGCAGGAGGACGGUACUCGGUUGGAUGGAGACAUUUGA
Mycena indigotica is the source of this 1629-nucleotide messenger RNA. RefSeq lists its product as uncharacterized. Gene Ontology annotation, molecular function: protein binding. NCBI's taxonomy places the organism in Eukaryota, Fungi, Basidiomycota, Agaricomycetes, Agaricales, Mycenaceae. The transcript is spliced from 3 exons. Bases 1 to 1629 code for a protein of 542 amino acids. The record is from RefSeq and is a predicted model, not a curated record.